Molecule: messenger RNA, 873 nt
Organism: Hydractinia symbiolongicarpus
Lineage: Eukaryota; Metazoa; Cnidaria; Hydrozoa; Anthoathecata; Hydractiniidae
Exons: 4
Coding region: 291-767 (158 amino acids)
Source: RefSeq, a predicted model, not a curated record
GCUCAACGAAGCACUUUUGGACAGAUGUUUUGAUUCUUAUAGCUAUAAUUGUUUGGUCGUGGGUGAAAAUAAUGGAACUGAUAAUAUCUAAGUGGUUUGGCUACCUUGAUUUUUCUUCUCCUAACAACCUAAUGCUAUAAAAGGAGACAGUUUUAACUUAAAAGGCACACAAGGAAUUCAUCAGGCAUUUUAAGAAAAAAGAUAGAAUUUCAAGAAUAAAAGUUCAUACAUUAAAGCAAAAUUUGAAGAGAAAGUGAAACGUACGGUAGCAUAUCUUGUCAUCAAUCAUCAUGUUGAACGGGAAUUUCUACAUCAGCGCUAUCUUGUUAGUUUUGGCAACAGUGGUAUAUUCACAAAGCGUGGCUACAACAGUUGCACCAACUACAACUCCAGCUCCUCUCAACUGCACUAAUAUUCCCAAUGUUCCAACUCAUCCAGAAGAUGCGACAGUCAAUACGUUGAUUACUUCAGCUAACGACAACAUCAAAGUGUGCAACCAGAUUAUUCCGUUGUUGAAUGCAUUUAUUGCCAACCUGAAAGUACCAGGAGUGUGUAGCCAACUGGACGAAAUCGUGAACAUACUGCAAAAGUUAGACGCCAGAAUUAAAAUCAUUAACAGAAGACUUGACUGUGGACUUGUCAUAAGCGUACAAGAAGCAAGAAAUUUGAAGCAGAUGUUGCACAAUGAUCAAAUUUCUAAGAGGGUAUUAAAUGGAAUUAAGAUGCGGUUAACAGAUGUUAAACAACGCCUUCAAGCAAUUGUAUGAACAAUGUUUAGGAAGGAAAAUUACUCACAAUGUAAUAUUGCGUACAGUAGAAUAAUAACCACUUUGCUUUUGUAGUUUAUUGACACAAAUAAAUAUGAAUUUGUUA